Messenger RNA from Musca domestica (house fly), 468 nucleotides. RefSeq lists its product as uncharacterized. Bases 1 to 468 code for a protein of 155 amino acids. The record is from RefSeq and is a predicted model, not a curated record. Lineage: Eukaryota; Metazoa; Arthropoda; Insecta; Diptera; Muscidae. The transcript has a single exon.
AUGGAAAAUAAAGAAAAUAUCAUCACUGCCGAUCUGCUACUGCAACAGGGUCUAAGAAACAUCUCAACCGAAGUACAACAACCUCCAUGCAAAAGAAGACAAACCAAGGCUCUAUUUAGACCCUGGGAAGAAAAUGUGCAGACAUCGAAAAUCAACAGCAAACUCCAAGAGAAGAAAUCAAAAGUAUUACAAGCUCAGCAAAAUAUUCGAAACAUCAGCAAUCAAAAUGCUUCAAAUCUUCGUUUUAUCCUGGAACAACCAAAAUAUAAUCCUUAUAAUCUGAUAACUUCAGCGAAUAAUCAAAUGGAACAACAGUACUUGCAACAAUUCUACAUGGCUCAACAGCAGCAACAAUAUGCCAUUUGGAUGGAACAAGCCUAUAGAACGAAUCUCUAUUUGAGACAUUUACAACAAAUUGCCCUGCAGAGACAGCAGCAACAACUCUUUGUAUUUGGCCUACCGCGCUAG